GCACGGAGAGCGGUCGCACGGAGGGCGCCCCGUGCGACCGCCCUCCCUGUCGAUUCUCACGAUUGCUCCCUUACGAGGCAAACCAGUCGCAACACUUGGCGGUGCGGCAGCGCGCGGAGACCGGGCAGAACCGACGGGACGGGGCCAAAGGGGCGCGUUGUGAAAACAAAUAUAUAAAUCGCCAGCUCUCUGCCACAACCGUGGUGCUCAAUAAACAGACAUGACCGCAUCGCAGACGUAGCUUCGUAUCAUGGACUUUCCCACCGAGGCCGGCACGUCACUGACCCGCGUCGACGCCGACGACGCCUCGACGACGCCCGAGCUGCUCCUCUCCAUACUCGAGCGCGACGGCGCCGUCAUCGUGCGCAACCUGGCAUCCGAGGACCUCUGCCGACGCAUGCGGGCGGACCUCAAGCCUAGCUUCGACAGCGACAGGGUCGACGAGUCGGGCUUCUUCCCCUCGACGACCAAGCGCGCCCACGGGGUGCUCCGAUACUCGGACGCGACCGCCGAGCAUCUCGUCAACCCCCUCUUCCUCGACACAGCCAACGCGCUGCUCAGCUCGCACUACACAUACUGGGAGGGCCAGAAGCGCCUCUCGGUCGUGGGCAAGCCGCAGAUCGCGAGCAUCGUGGGCUUCCGCGUCGAGCCCGGCGGCAAGCAGCAGGCCCUACACCGCGACGACGCCGACUACCACACGCGCAACUGCGACUUCCCCGUCAUGCUGGGCUGCGUCACCGCCCUGACCAAGACGACCAAGGAGAACGGCGCGACCAUUGUCAUCCCCAAGAGCCACAAGUGGGGUCCGGACCGGUGCCCCCACGACCACGAAGCAAUGCCGGCGGAACUCGGCGUCGGCGACGCCGCCAUCUUCGUAGGAAACGUCUACCACGCGGGGGGCGCCAACGUGACCAAAGACGAGGCGCGUGAGACGAUCGGCGUGUUCCUAUGCAAGGGCACGCUCCGGCAGGAGGAGAAUUCGUACCUCGAAAUUCCGCCCGAGGUGGCCAAGGAGCGCGGCUUCUCGCCCCAGGUGCUGCGGCUGCUGGGCUACGGCAUGUGCCAGCCCGCACUCGGCUUCUACAAGUAUCAGGACCCCAUGAAGGUCAUCUUUGGCAUCAACGAUGGCGAGACGGUGCAGAAGUAGGCCCGGAGGGUGGCGGGGGGUGCAUCGUGUCCGUUCACAGCGGGAGGAUGCGGAAUCCGUUUUGCUGCAGGUCCCGGCCGAGAGGCUGCCAGUCGGUGUGCUCGCUCUCCCAAAAGAUGCGGAGAAACUUGAGCACGUCGCGGAAGUGGCUGAAGCUGGU
Messenger RNA from Purpureocillium takamizusanense, 1307 nucleotides. RefSeq lists its product as uncharacterized. The coding region runs from base 251 to 1147 and encodes 298 amino acids. NCBI's taxonomy places the organism in Eukaryota, Fungi, Ascomycota, Sordariomycetes, Hypocreales, Ophiocordycipitaceae. The record is from RefSeq and is a predicted model, not a curated record. The transcript has 2 exons.